GUGUCAAUGACAUUGGCUCGCGAAACGUCAAAUACCUACGUCAAAAUAAAUCCCGUUCUCGAUUUUGUUUUGUAAAAUAUUUGCAAAUUAGUAAAGUUUGUUUGUUGUUUUGGUUUGGAGCCGAGACUUGGAUUGCAUUUAUUGCAGGUGUUCGGUAAAGUGUAGUAUAAUGAGUUCGAUAACAGCUUCUUCCUGGGAAGAGCUGCGGAAGCAGGCACGGAUACUUGAGAAUGACAUAGACGUGAAGUUGGUAGCAUUCAGUAAGCUUGGGGCGGGUAGUGCAGCGUCCGGCCUGAGCUCUGAGAGUGUGCCGCUGCUCAACAGUGAAGACAUGUUUGAUACCAUGUCUAUGGAGCUACAGCAACUUUUAAAUAAGUUAUCUUCAAUCAAUGACAAGAUGGCCGACCUGGCACCCAACGGAGCAGCCACCAUGCACACUAUCAAAAGACACAGAGAAAUUCUUAUGGACUACCAACAAGAGUUCUCCAAGACGUCGGAGCGGGUGAGCGCGCGUCGCGAGCGCGAGGAGCUGCUGCGGGGGAGCGGGGCGCCGCCCGCCGCCGGCCUCUCCCGCCGCGACCAGUACGCCAAGGAGGCCAGCCAUCUACACAGUUCGCACAUGCUGGUGGACGAGCAGAUCAACAUCGCGAUGGACGCCCGCGAGCAUCUCAACUCGCAGCGACAGACGUUCAAACGCAUGCAGACCACCUUCAACGACAUCACUAACAGGUUCCCAAUGCUGAACAGUCUAAUCUACAGAAUAAACGCGCGCAAACGUCGCGACUCCCUCAUUCUGGGCCUGGUCGUAGCUGUCUGCACAUUCCUUAUGCUGCUGUAUGCAUUCCAUUGAACGACUUGAGUGAAUGUAUGUUUUUAUAACUAGUAAUUAGGCGGCGUUUGAUUAUAUAGUUUGUUUUUUAUUCUCAGAUGCUAAAUUGUCAGAUUCUGUCAACAGUCGAUUGUCCCUCGAUUAAGUGACGUAUCGUUUUAUUGGCGUGACAAUCGACUGUUGAUGAACCGUUCAAAAUCAGAUAAUUUAGUAUCUGCGAUUCAAAUGAUAUCUGAGAUGAUGGUUACAACUGGAGAAACUUUCGGUUUAACUAUAGUGUAUGUUGAGUUAUUUUCUGCUUAUCUUAUUUGACAGUAAUUGCAUUUAACUCGAUAUUUGAAACCACAAUACCGCUUUUCAAACGCCGAAAAUAUAAUUAGAUUUUAAUUUAUUUGCAAGUAAGACAUAUUGGUAUACUGAGGACACCAAAUUUACAUUUAAUACUGUAAAACCGUUAAGUUUUUGGUUUAAAAAUGGACUUAAAGAUUGGCUGUGCAAAUCAAAUUUUAUAGUGGGUUGUAUGUAUUUUACUUUUGACAGUGCCCAAUUUUGAUUUGGUGUCCUUAAAUUUCGAUUACAGUAUAUGUAUUUGGUAAUUAUCACAAUCAUUAUAAUAGUUAACACAACACCUUUAAGUUUAAAAUAUUUGUAGACGUGAUAUCAAAUAGGUAUUAAUUAGGUGAAUUGGUUAUUAAUUUACACUAUGUAAAACUCAUAAUGUAUGCUCCAUUGAUAAUAAUAUCAUAUUCACAAAAGUAUACAAAGGAGGUGUACAUUGAUUGCAAUACUCGAGGGGGUAAUUAAAUAAACAGAAUAAUUUAUGCACGAACUGAACAUACUUUGACUAGAUUUAAUUACAUUAAAAUUAAGUAACAACUUUUAAGUAAAUUUUGAAACCGUGGAUUUAAAAGUGUCUAUCAUGUUUGCAAAUACAAUUUUAACUUGAUUUUAACUCGUGGUCUUGUAAAAAUGUAAAUAUUGGUUAAUGGAUAUGUUACUAAAAGUAAUUUAAUAUUUAAUAGUAUAAUGUGAAAUAAAACAUGUAAAACUGUAA
Plutella xylostella (diamondback moth) is the source of this 1883-nucleotide messenger RNA. The record is from RefSeq and is a predicted model, not a curated record. NCBI's taxonomy places the organism in Eukaryota, Metazoa, Arthropoda, Insecta, Lepidoptera, Plutellidae.